Molecule: messenger RNA, 832 nt
Organism: Alternaria rosae
Lineage: Eukaryota; Fungi; Ascomycota; Dothideomycetes; Pleosporales; Pleosporaceae
Exons: 3
Coding region: 124-750 (208 amino acids)
Source: RefSeq, a predicted model, not a curated record
UCAUCUCCCUGGAUUGCGGCACAUACUGGGCUUAUACCAGUCGAUCUUCCCCUCUGGAACAUAGACAACCACGACUCACACCACCUUCUCUGCUGAGAAUCAAAUCACAUACACACCACAACCAUGCCUUCAUUAACAAAGAGAUACUAUUGCGUCGACUAUGACGAUGGAUCGAGGACUUGCUAUAACGAUGAUAGCUUUUGGUACACAGACAAAGGCAUCAUCGUUAAAUGGAUAAUCCUCGCAUCCUUCUUCCUCAUAUUCUUCGGUUGGUUUGUAGGAGGCCGCAUCCACGCAAAGCAACGUCUGAGGAAGGGCUUACCAUUACUCUCAUACCACCGCUUCCUCAUAUCCUACUCUGAACGCCGCCGCCAUGGUCAGGUCCCCCAGAACCACUUUACCUUCUACCAAACGCAAAACCCCUACGCACCUAACGCACCCAACCCACAAUACACACAGCGACAGGACGGCACAUGGGCGGAACCCCCGCCACUAUAUCAGAACACCGAUGCACCACCCCAAUACUUUGCGCCCCCUCCUCCCGGCGCCACAAAGAUGAACCCGAACCAAGGAGCUCAGGGUAUGGAGAUGCCGGUAUACGGUGCCCCACCACAGGGAGUACCACAGCAAGCCGGACCUCAACAGAGCGGCGUUGUAGGUUCCGAUGUUGAGCAAGGUCAAUCACAGGAACUGCCACCUAGGCCAGCAAAAGCCAAGAUCAUGGGUGUUUUGGACCGUUUCAGACGGUAGAUAGGAUACGCACAAACAAAACAGCUGCAAAAGGCGGAUAAAUAAGAUCGUGACUGGAUCACGUUGAUUGCAUUUAUUUAUG